Molecule: messenger RNA, 1025 nt
Organism: Episyrphus balteatus (marmalade hoverfly)
Lineage: Eukaryota; Metazoa; Arthropoda; Insecta; Diptera; Syrphidae
Exons: 1
Coding region: 72-968 (298 amino acids)
Source: RefSeq, a predicted model, not a curated record
GCUUAAGAAUUUUUUUAUAUCCGAAACAAUAUUAAAACAAUUAUUUCUUUUCUUUUACAGAUAAUUCUAACAUGCAUCUCAGCAACAUGAAGUCUGCAGCUUUGUUUUUGUUGUUGGCUUUACUUUUGGAAUCCGCAUUGUGUGUAAACUUGAAUCCACCAAAAUCAAAUUCAGGUCUUCACACUCAAGCACAAUAUGUUCAUGACAAAGAAGAUCCCCUAAAACAAUCUGAUCAAACAUCUGAAGAAGAACAACAGGAUCCUUAUCAACUGCUCAAUGAAAGAAUGCCUCCGCAAUUUAACAGUUGGAAUCCAUAUCAAAGUCAUCAACAGGCCACAAAUAAAUUUCUACCAUUUAUGGGAUAUCCUCAACCGAUCUUCAUUCCAUAUCCAUUGAUAAUAUCUCCAGAAAUGUUUUACCCAAUUAAUGGACAAAAUGAUAUAGAAGAUGCAAUGGCUCGAGCUGGAAAUCGAAGAACUCCAUCAUAUCGCAAUUCACCAAUCUACUAUGUGCGACUUCCUCCUACACCUUACAUGUUUAUUCCCGGUUUAGGCUAUCACUCACAGCCUGGAACUUUUCAACCCAACUUUUCUCCAAUUCUACCAUAUAACUCAUUUCCAGCUGUUCCAUUAAGUUCGAUCUUUAAUUUACCAGUGAAUUUCCUGGCUAAUGGUAAACCAAAUGGAAUUUAUCAAAUGGAAUCACCAAAUGAUUUACAAAGUCAAAUGCCAAUGCCUACUAUGACACCUCAACGACAACAUCCACUACCACCACCACCGCCACCAGCUUCAUAUCGACCAAGUUAUUUGCCACAACAACCUUUCAUUUCCCCAUCAACUGAUACCAAAAUGACAAACUUGAAAAGGCCGUUUGUCUUCAAUGGCCGACCGGAAGAUAUUUAUAUAUUACCAAACAAUUUUAAUCCAAUGCAAUCCAUGUAUCAGGAUUCGUUGUCGGGAUAUUAUUAAGAAUUAACAUAAAGACUGAUGAUAAGUUUUAGUUGUAAUUAGAAUAAGAAAACUUAA